Messenger RNA from Auanema sp. JU1783, 1372 nucleotides. NCBI's taxonomy places the organism in Eukaryota, Metazoa, Nematoda, Chromadorea, Rhabditida, Rhabditidae. The record is from the annotation of a GenBank genome assembly.
AAUGUAAUUCCUCUACAUUUGGCUGCCCAGCAGGGGCACAUUUCCGUCGUGGGUAUGCUGCUCUCCCGAUCAACACAACAACAACAUGCUAAGGAUUGGAGAGGGCGCACUCCUUUACAUCUAGCAGCAAUGAACGGACAUUAUGAAAUGGUGUCGCUCCUGAUUGCCCAAGGAUCUAAUAUAAAUGUGAUGGAUCAAAAUGGUUGGACUGGAAUGCACUUUGCUACAAAGGCUGGGCAUUUGAACGUCGUUCAGCUCUUCGUGAAGAGUUCUGCUGACGCACUUGCAGAGACCAAAGAAGGGAAAGUUCCUCUGUGCUUUGCUGCUGCACACAAUCAUAUAGAUUGUUUGAGAUUUUUAUUAAAACAGAAGCAUGACACACAUCAACUCAUGGAGGAUAGGAAGUUCGUAUUCGAUUUGAUGGUUUGCGGGAAAGGAAACGAUAAUGAACCUUUACAAGAGUUUAUUUUGCAAAGUCCUGCACCGAUAGAUACAGCCGUGAAGCUUUCAGCUUUGUACAGAGAUAUGUCCGAGAAAGAAAAAGAACGGGCGAAAGAUUUAUCGAAUGUAUCUGUGUUUUCCGAAAACAUGGCUGUUGAGCUGUUAAGCAUAACCGCUUCAGAAUACAACGCUGCGCUUCUUUUGAAAGCUAAAGAUAAUCGUGGGCGUCCUCUUCUAGAUGUCUUGAUUGAAAAUGAACAGAAAGAAGUUGUGUCCUAUGCAUCAGUUCAACGUUAUCUAACGGAAAUCUGGACUGCCAGGGUUGACUGGUCGUUUGGUAAAACGGUCGCGUUCUCUUUGUUUGUGUUGAUGUGUCCUCCUGCUUGGUUUUACUUCUCGUUACCUUUGGAUAGUAGAAUCGGACGUGCACCCAUUAUUAAAUUUGUUUGUCACAUAGUGUCUCAUGUAUAUUUCACUAUUCUGUUAACAGUUGUUGUGCUGAAUAUCACUCAUAAAAUGUAUGAGACUACAUCAGUGAUUCCAAACUCGGUGGAAUGGCUGCUUUUGUUAUGGUUAUCUGGUAAUCUUGUUUCUGAGCUUUCAUCUAUGGGCGGUGGCUCUGGAUUGGGUAUUGUAAAGGUUCUUAUCCUCGUUCUUUCUGCAGCUGCAAUAGCUGUUCACGUCCUUGCUUUCUUAUUACCAGCACUGGUAUUAACUCAUUUAGAUAACGAUGAGAAAUUACAUUUCGCACGUACUAUGUUGUAUUUAAAGAAUCAGCUUUUCGCUUUCGCACUUUUGUUCGCUUUCGUUGAAUAUCUGGAUUUCUUGACAGUGCACCAUUUAUUCGGACCAUGGGCAAUCAUUAUAAGAGAUCUUAUGUAUGAUUUGGCUAGGUUUCUUGUUAUUUUAUUAUUGUUUGUCGCCGGGUUCA